CUUUCAAUCUAAAUACUGUCUUCCUGCACGAAAUUGCAGGGAGUUUGUUAUCUGUGCAUAAAUAGCCUCUUGAAAUAGUCAAGAGACUUGAAAUUUGUUUUGCAGAUAGCUCGCGUGCUUUUGAUCGAAGAUUCGGUGAACCGGGGCACGUCAGCCCCGCAGAAACAGCACAUACACAGUCAUCUUAUCUGGCAUUUAAUUGGUUGCCCUCCAAGUGUUACUGAGUUAAGUAGUACGUAACACAGUAUAAAAGAGGCAGACCUUUCAUUGAACUUGUUCUCGUCAGUUUAAUACUUGGAUCUUAGAAUACCGAAACGUCAAAACCAGGAGCAAUUGAAAUGUCAUCUUCACUGGAACUUGCGAGGGACACGCAAGACGGUGAUAGCAAAAUGGCGACGUCUUUCGGAAGCUCAAACAACGCCUGCAGCCGUUGCUGUAGAUCGUUUGGGGGAGUUAUCAAGAGAAAUCUGCUCGUGGUGCUCCUUGCCAUCGGAGCUGCUGUUGGUUUUCUUAUUGGCGCGUUGAUUAACGGAACCGUUCAAGGAAUCCAAAACCCCGAGAAGAAGGCCACUACCACCAUGCUUAUCGGUUUUCCCGGCGAGUUACUCAUGAACAUGCUUCAAGUGAUCAUCCUUCCACUUAUUGUGGCAAGUCUGAUCACUGCCGUGUCGCACCUGGAUGCGAGAGCGACCGGAAAGAUCGGCCGACGUGCCUUGUUGUUUUACAUGACAACAACCUUGUUAGCCGCCAUUUUGGGCAUGGUUUUAGUUUCUUCCAUUAAACCCGGGAAGACCGAUAACCCAACUGGUUCUAAGGCAGAUCCAAAUCCGUACACUACNAUCAUCAGCCAUUGA
This is a messenger RNA of Orbicella faveolata, 854 nucleotides long. RefSeq names its product excitatory amino acid transporter 1-like. Lineage: Eukaryota; Metazoa; Cnidaria; Anthozoa; Scleractinia; Merulinidae. Gene Ontology annotation, biological process: L-glutamate transmembrane transport. The record is from RefSeq and is a predicted model, not a curated record. Gene Ontology annotation, cellular component: plasma membrane. Gene Ontology annotation, molecular function: L-glutamate transmembrane transporter activity; glutamate:sodium symporter activity; neutral L-amino acid transmembrane transporter activity.